Pundamilia nyererei is the source of this 4829-nucleotide messenger RNA. It is a transcript of the gene rsf1b.1, whose product is annotated as remodeling and spacing factor 1b, tandem duplicate 1. Gene Ontology annotation, molecular function: histone binding. NCBI's taxonomy places the organism in Eukaryota, Metazoa, Chordata, Actinopteri, Cichliformes, Cichlidae. The transcript is spliced from 16 exons. The record is from RefSeq and is a predicted model, not a curated record. The coding region runs from base 12 to 4790 and encodes 1592 amino acids. Gene Ontology annotation, biological process: negative regulation of DNA-templated transcription. Gene Ontology annotation, cellular component: RSF complex.
GUGUGGAAAAGAUGGCUGCUUCGGCGGCAACGGCGAGUUCUUUCCCCGGUUUGUGUCCAAAUUACGCUGUGAUUUGCUCUUUUCUUGAGCGCUACGGAGCGUUGUUGGACUUGCCGGAGCUCACCUUUCCUCAGCUGGAGAGGUAUCUGCAGGACACAUCCUCAGUUCCAAAGCUGCUGGUUGAUCUUCACGUUAAGUUGCUGAGGAAGAUCGGCAAAUCGGUGUCUGCAGACAGAUGGGAGAAGUAUCUCGUCAAGGUAUGUCAGGAGUUCAACACAACCUGGGCGUGGGAACUCGAGCAAAAAGGAUACAAGGAGUUGACGGUGGAGUGCAAGACGGGGAUACUUAAAUAUUUGUGUGAGUGUCAGUUUGACGACAACGUCAAGUUCAAAACCGCCAUCAACGAUGAGGACCCAGAUAAAAUGCGCCUGCAGCCAAUCGGCCGGGACAAAGACGGACAGAUGUACUGGUUUCAACUGGACCAGGACAACAACGUGCGCGUUUAUGUGGAGGAGCAGGAUGACUUGGACGGGUCAUCGUGGAAGUGCAUCGUCAGAGAUAGAAACGAUUUGGCCGAGGUUGUGGCUCUGCUGAAGACGCAGAUUGAUCCUGCGCUGUUGAAAAAAGAACAGGAAACGAAGCCUGAAGGUGAGACCAGAAAGACUGAAGAUACAUCAGAUGAAGACAGCAAAGACUCCACCAAGUCAGUCUCUCCAAAGCCGGAGAGCAUUGAAAAAGUAACUCAGAACACGAAAUCUGAAAAUUCAGAAGCAAAAUCUGCACUAAAUGGUGUCAUUGAAGGUAAAGCGGAGGCAGAGCUCGACUCAGAAAAUGUCAGUAAAAAAGCCCAGAACAUCAAAGAAGAGCUGAUGGAAGUUGUGGACACUAAAUCUAACUCAAGUGAACAAACACCGGCCUCUGAGACGUUGUGUACAUCAGUAAAGGAGGAAAAAGGGGAGGAACCGAAGAAGUCCAGUGCAGAGGAAAUGCAGCAAGCCAUGAAGAAUGACCAGCAGGCCAAGAUCCCUUUGAAAAAAAGGGGAAUGAAGUUCAGUGAAGACUUGGAUAAAAAUAAUGCCGUUAUAGUGCAAAAUCCAUCUCUUUCUAAUCUGAAGGAGGCUGCAAAAGACAACUCGACUCCUGACCAAGCAAAGAAAGCGUUGAGUAUAAAUGAUCAUAUUAAUGGUGAAGUUACCCAAUCAGAAAAAGGGUCACCAGAGCGAGUAACAGAAGCUGUAGAGAAAUCUGUCGACAUUAAAGAGAACGACGCUCCGACCACCGACGAGGAGGUUAAAAAGGACAAAAAGGACGAGCCACAGGGAGUCGCCUCACACCAAGCGGAUUUGGAGAAGAAAACUCAAGAUGAAAAGGAAACGGAAAAAAGGGAAACAUGCGAGUCUUCGCUGCCCCCGACAGAACAGACACCUUUAUCUAAAGAGAUAAAUAAUGCAGCAGAGAAAUCCUCUAAUCACGAAGAAAUGAAAGAAUCCAAACCAGCAGACACAGAGGAGUCUUGUAAGGUGAACAAGACAACAUUAAAGGAAAGUCAUAAAAUAUUAACUGCUGAUGAGUCAGGGAACCUAAACUUAAAUCACGAAGUCAAAUCCAAAGAAGCCGAAUCAAAAGUUUCAAAAAAAUCAGAGGAAAAGCUAGACUGCACAGACAUGGACACGUCCGAGUCGAGUCAGACUAAAGAAGCCGAGGCGCCCGAAAGUAUAACGCACAAGCAAACAGAUACGAGUGACUCUAAAGAGACUGGAUCAUCUGAGGGUAAUGUAGAGAAAACUGAUAGCUUUGCUCUGGAACAGAAGCCUGAAAGCUGUAAGACAACAGAGACACAAUCUGCAGACACACCAGAGAAAUCUGUAGACUCUGAAACCUCGGAAUCAAAGUCUGUCACUAAAAAAACAAGUGAGAAAGCGGAGGAAACAGCCAACACUAAGGAGAGCGUGGACCAGCCUGUUAUCGAAAAGGUCGACAAGUCAGACUCAUGUAAAGCUGCAGAGAAGCACGAUGGCAUCAAAGAUGCAGAGAUGGCUCCCACAGUCUGUGAGACGAAGACGGAAAAGCCAGAAGACAUAAAGAAAACUGUCAACUGUGAAGAUGGUACGGUACGUGAUGCUUCCAAGAUAAGCGACUCUGUGUCUGGGCCUGUGGCUGCAGAGGCACAGGGCGCAAAACUCGAUGUGACAAAACCACAAAAAGAUGACAAAGCUGAGAUGAACUCUGUCGCACAAAAGCCAGCAGAGCAGCCAUCUGAAGGGCAGGAUAAAACGCCCAGCCCUGUUGAGAAGACGGAUACCUCAGAUGAAAAACCUGAGACUGAACAAGAGAAGGAUUCUGAGAAAAACCCCAGCGCAAUCGAGGCAGAGCAUCCAUCAUCAGAUAAUAAAAAGGAUGCUGACAGGGAAAGUGAAAAGGACACUGAUAAAGAAAAGCUUUCAAACUGCAAAGAGGACUCCACAGCAGAUGAACUCUCAAAAACUGAGGAGAGUAAGGGCAAAAGCGAGGAUGUGGACUCUCAAGCGAAAACAGAUGUGGCGAAUGGCAGUGAAGCUCCAGCAGAUGUUCAGGAGGAGGAUGUCUGCCGGAAAAACAAGCGCCCAGUCAACCGAAGGAAAGUUGAGCUCCAGCGACAGGAGCGACAGGGGGACUCAGAGUCCGACACAAACGUGGGGAGAUCCCUGCGAAGAUCACCGAGGAUCUCUAGGCCGACGCCAAAGGCAGUAGAGAUCCAGGACAAGAAGCAGGAGAAGUCGCAUGCGCCUCAGAAGCGCGACGAGGAGAAGGGUGAGAAGGAAAAGUGUGAAGACGAGGAGGACAAGGAAGAGGAGGUGGUGAAGGUCGUUAAGAAGAAGCCAAGAGCGAAAAAGACGGAUCAGGAAGGCCAAACCAAACCCAAGGCGAGAAAGAGGCGAAGGGUUCGGUGGUCCAACACUCGGACGCGCCGCAGAAAGAAAGACGAGGAAGACGAGGACGAAAACAGCAACGAGGAGUCCAGCGAAGAAGACGAGAGCGAGGAGGAAGACGACAGCGAUGAAGACUACAAGGUUGAGCGUACAAGAAAGAGGCGGAACCGUAACCGAGAAAGACGAAGCUCGGACUCCUCGACCUCAUCCGACGAAGAUCUACCUCCCAAUGACGACCCUUGCAAACACUGCGGUCUUUCAAAUCACCCAGAGCUGAUCCUGCUGUGCGAUUCGUGUGACAGCGGCUACCACACAGCCUGUCUGAGGCCUCCGCUCAUGAUCAUCCCCGAUGGAGAGUGGUUCUGUCCACCCUGUCAGCAUAAGCAGCUCUGCGACAAACUCGAAGAGCAGCUCCAAAACCUCGACGCUGCUUUGAAGAAGAAGGAGCGGGCUGAGAGGAGGAAAGAGCGUCUGAUUUAUGUUGGAAUCAGUGUCGAGAACAUCAUCGCGCCCUCUGUUGAGGUCGAGGAGGAAAAACCAGAGAUCAUUAUCAAAGAGAAGAAAGAAACAAAGAAGAGUAAGAGCUGGGGUCGGAGGUCAACGAGGGCGAAGAAAACAAUCAGCUACAGAUUUGAUGAGUUUGACGAGGCCAUCGAGGAGGCUAUCGAAGAAGACAUCAAAGAAGCAGAGGGUGGAGGAGCGGGUCGGGGUAAAGAUAUGGCCAACAUCACAGGGCACAGAGGGAAGGAUAUUUCUACCAUCCUACAAGCCGAGGAGGGCAAGGAGAACGGCCAGCCGCCGCGACCCAGCGCCAGCCAGCGCAGGAAAAAACGCCGGCGACUCAACGACCUGGACAGCGACAGCACCGUGGACGAGGAGGAGAGCGAGGAAGAGUUUCGCCUCAGUGAAAGCUCAGAAGAAGAGUUUGUUGUGACGGACAACGACACGGAAGCUGAAUCGGAGGCCGACUCCAACAACAGCGACUUUGGCAGCAACGGUAGCGGUAGGCAUCGAAAGUCUUCGCGGAGCAGACUGCUGACAUGCAGACGGAGCUCCAGAAAGCGGCGGCGACCGAGAGGGUACUCGGAUGAUGAGGAGGACGAGACGGAUGAUGAGGACGAUGAGGAUGAAAUAGUGACCGAAGGCUCCAGUGAGUACAGCGACAGUGAUCUGGAUAUGAGCCGCCGGCGGUCGAGGCGAAGCCAGAAGAAGCAGGUUAACUACUGCGAGACAUCCGAGUCUGAAGGCUCUCAGGCCGAAACCAACCGGGCCAAAACGAAACCCAGACGUCAGCAGGAAAGCUCCGACAGCGACGCGAGUUUCUCCAGAGACUCCGAGGAAGAUUCGAGGGAUUGGAGGUCGAAUAGAAUCUCAUCGGAGGAAGAUUCCCGGCAGCGACGCAGACGCCUAGCGCUAAAACGCAGGAGAGCGUCGGAAGAUGACGACUCCGACGAGGACUCGGACGAAUCUUCCGAGGAGGAUCGACCCAUCCGUAAACGAGUGAACCGCAUCGACUCGGAUGACGACGAUGACGAGGAGCAGCAGGAGGAGAAGCCGAAGGAUAAGAAAGCAGAGGAGGAGUCAAAGGGAACAAAUGCAUUGGACUGCGGCCUGGUAGAGCUGCCGCCCGCCAACGGGCAAAGCCCCAUAAAGAGCCUCGAGGGUAUCAUCAACCGGCCCGCUGCCACCAUCGCUACCAUCACCGCUCCAGGCAUUAUCCCACAUCUGGAGCCGCCCAAAAGCAUCAGUGCCACACCGGCUGCUGCCAUAGCACCAAACGGGCUGGUGGGGCAGGACAUUGCGGCACAGGACGAUGACGAAGACGAUCUGUUAGGAGUCACAGACCUCGUGGACUACGUCUGCAAUAAUGAACAAUUGUAAAAACAAAAGUGGUGUACUGUUUGUUUGGUUUUUUUUUUC